UAAAGCUAUGUGCUUACUGACAAAGUCUGACUUCAUGGAGAGAGCACCAAGAGCAGGAGAUAUAAUGUACAACUGUUUUCACUUGCUCUUGAAACAAUGCUUGAAAAACGCUAGUCAGCACACAAGAUAUCCCUACAUCAACAACAUCUCCACAGCUCUUUUAAGGGAGCAAGAGGCUAACAGUGAUCCACCUUUGAUACGUUCAAAUGCCAACAUAACAUCGCCUUGGCCAAUCAUUAGCAGUGACUUCCAGAACAUGGGUCAUGUCAUUCAUAACUCUAGUAACAGCAUCUCAAACUUGAUUGGAGAAGUGGACAAUACUCUUACACAAAGCCCAUCCCCGGGUAGCGAUUCACUCAAGGAAUCCCUCCAAUCAACAAAUCCCAGUUUUGAUGGGUCUCAGAAUGGCACAAACUCGGACAUGAUUACUGUACGAACACCAUCGCCAAGAGAAAUACCUUCUGCUAUAAAUAAGGACACCAUUAAAAACAACCAUGCUGAAAAAGACAGGUCUUUAGAUAAAAUAAAUGUACGUCUGCUUUGGUCAUUUCUCCAAGAAUUACUUAAUGAUCCAGAACAGCGAUACCAUCACUGUAUAGCAUGGAAAGACAAGAUCAAUGGAGUGUUUAAGAUUGUCGAUCCCAACCAUCUAGCACGAUUAUGGGGAAUGCAAAAAAAUCACCUCAACAUGAAUUUUGACAAGAUGUCUCGGGCACUCAGAUAUUACUACCGAGUAAAGAUUCUAAAAAAGGAACCUGGAGAAAGACAUUGUUACAGAUUUCUACGGCCCCCUGGUGAAUUACGGCACUGUAAACAGAGGUCGCUACUGAUCAAAGAUGCAAUUAAUGCUACAUCACCAAUUAUCAAUCCUUCGGUUGCAGCUAAUGAUGCUGAAAUGACAGUGUUAGACAUGAGUAUUAAGGAAGAGUGUUCUUUACCCUCCCAAGGAGAGUAAGUGUUUGCAAGAUUUUGGAAAAUUAAGCCUACAAGUAUUUCCACGAUUUUUUGUGGUAAUAAAAAAGAAGUGCCUUUUGUAUUUAUGUCACAUGACAUUAGCAUAUGAUGUACAUGUGUUUAAGACACCUGAACUUAAAAGACAACAAAAGAGAGUCUUUUUUUUUUUAAAUCUUAAACUAAGAGUUGUGAUCUUAUGGAAAAGAAACGUUACACGGAGAUUAGAUUUCAACAUCUAUGAAGACGUUAUAGAAGCCAUAAACAGAAUAAUGGUGAACUCCACAUCCUGCAUCCUCUGGCAGAAGGUACAUCGCAUCUGUUGUGUAUUGACAGUUUUGUGUUGUAAAACCCACAUUCAUUCUGCUGGCUCUAUAUUUAUCACCUUACUUUUGACAUUUGUUCUGGAUUAUUCUUUAUGAAACUCAACGGAAAACAAGUGACUUUAAAAUGUAAACAGAAAGUUGUCUUGAGCGGGAAAAAAUGUUAAGGUAAUUUCUUGGUGGUUUUAAAUGAUAUAACAUUCCUUAAAGUGUGAAUCAACUUUUUUACAAAUAGUAAAAAUGUAUUUAUUUUUCCCAGUGUACUAGCUAUGUACGUACAUAAACUCAGUUAUACACUACAGAUCUUGAAAUUUAACAGUGAUUGUCCAUACUAAGAGAAAAAAUACUGCAUUUCCAAGUAUUUUAAGUUUACUAAUCUUGUGAUUUUUCUGGUUGUUCAAAUGACAAUGGGUAUAGCAUAUAAUAAAUAAAAGAGUAAUUUAUUAAAACUGUUAAUCUGAAAACUCACCAGCUUAAGAGCAACAAACAUUGUUAAAGUUAAAAGUUCAACUCCAGUUAUAUAGUGACAUAUUCUCUUUAAAAGUUCAUCAACUCCAGUUAUAUAGUGACAUAUUCCCUUUAAAAGUUCAUCAGCUCCAGUUAUAUGGUGACAUAUUCCCUUUAAAAGUUCAUCAACUCCAUUUAUAGGUGACAUAUUCCCUUUAAAAGUUCAUCAACUCCAGUUAUAGGUGAUAUAUUCCCUUUAAAAGUUCAUCAACUCCAGUUAUAUGGUGACAUAUUCCCUUUAAAAGUUCAUCAACUCCAGUUAUAUGGUGACAUAUUCCCUUUAAAAGUUCAUCAACUCCAUUUAUAGGUGAUAUAUUCCCUUUAAAAGUUCAUCAAUUCCAGUUAUAUGGUGACAUAUUCUCUUUAAAAGUUCAUCAACUCCAUUUAUAGGUGAUAUAUUCCCUUUAAAAGUUCACCAACUCCAGUUAUAUAGUGACAUAUUCUCUUUAAAAGUUCAUCAACUCCAGUUAUAUAGUGACAUAUUCCCUUUGAAAGUUCAACUCCAGUUAUAUGGUGAAAUAUUCCCUUUGAAAUUUCAUCAACUCCAGUUAUAGGUGACGUAUUCCCUUUAAAAGUUCAUCAACUCCAGUUAUAGGUGACAUAUUCCCUUUAAAAGUUCAUCAACUCCAGUUAUAUGGUGACAUAUUCCCUUUAAAAGUUCAUCAACUCCAGUUAUAUGGUGACAUAUUCCCAUUAGAUGGGUUGCCAGUUUAUCACAGGUUAACCAAAACCUUGUAGCUGGUACCCAUUUUACAGCUGACAAGACUAAAACAAAUUGGGGUAAAGUGUUUUGCCCAAGGGCACAGUGACUAGGUGGGAAGAAGAAUCGAACUUGCAACCUUUCAAUUAUGAGUUUAAACCAUUAACCACUAGGCCACACUGUUCCCUAACAAACAAUGUGAUGGUUAUGGAGUUUUUAAGUGUUUUACACUCACAAAAAAGUAACCUAUCAUUCUAUAGGUAUUUGAAGAACUUGUGGCAUUCUGCCACAAUUUAAUUCUUCGUAUUUUUAGCCGACACUAGGCAGCUGAUACAUUCAUAGUUGAACAGAGUUGUUUAAACAUUUCUUCAAAUGUUCAUUAAAGCCGACAUAAGAUGCCUUUCUUGAACUUUUAAGGGUAUUUAAAAAGAUGAGUUCCCAAAAGUCUACAGAAUAAUGCCCUAUUUCGUUAUCUUGUGCUAACCUUUGUAAAAGACAUGCAGUUUUAUUUUCCUCAUUUGUUGUUCAAAAAGCAACAAGAAAACAAAUAUAUUUUGAAAUCUGAAUUUAAUGCAACAACUAUGGAAUAUUUUAUUACUAAGUGGAUUUUUAGUUGCUAAUCAAACAAUUUUGUGGUGAUAUUUUUUCAUGCAAGAUUAAAGUAAAUUGAAAUUUACUUUUUCACAAUGGGGUAAUUCUUUAAUUUGAUUUUAUUUGCUAAUUUUCUGGUAGUUUUUAUUUAGCUAAGGGGAACUCUGGUGGGGAAAGACUUAACCAAAUUCUAGUAUCCAAUAUACUACAAAUAUGCUUUGCACUGCUUCUGUUUAAUAAGGUAACUGGUUUCGUUGAAAAUCACAGUAAUGCUUGCUGAUGGUUUUCCAUAUUAGCUAACAAGGAUAUCUACUAAAAACGUUUAUCUGACAUAAUCGUAUUGUUACAGAGAGCCUGAUCCAGGUUUAAAUACAGAGCAUUAAAUACUGUGAACUACCACAAAAUUUACAGAUCUGUAAACCAAUUACUAAGUAAUUUGUAUUACAAUACAUUUCCACUUGUUUACUAUCGAGACUAUUUGUCUGUGAAAAGUUUAGAUUUAAGGACAUUAAUCGUGUUAUGAAGAGGGCCAUAUAUGUGCUUUGUUAAGCUUUAAUUACAUCUACGAAGUUAAGAAAACUCUGUUGUACAUAUAUAUAAUGUAAAAAUUUAUGUACAUAAAAUAUUUUAAUUGUAUACUGUUCUUUUAAUGGCAGCAUACUUCUAAAAUGUCCAAUUAAAGUUUGAUGAAUUUGAAUUUUAUUGCAGUUCCAUUUAAUUUCUUUAAGGUUGCAGUAAGAUAGAUUUUUGAACAUUGUAAAAUACCUUGUUCUUUGUGAUUUUGAAACUUUUAAAAACUGAAAAAAAAACCUAAACAGCAGCUAUUACUACUACUUGUGAUUAUUUUCCAUUUAUAUCAAUUUAUGAAAAUAUCAAGAAAUUUUAUUUUUAUUUAUUUUUGAAUAACUUGUAACAACUCUGUGAUCAUCAAUUGAAUCAAAACAAAUUUGUUGUAUCUAACUUUAUAUGAAGAAUUUGAAUGCUUUGAAAACUGUCUUUUUCUUCAGAAGGAAAAAAAAUAAAAAUACAUAUUAUUUUA
Limulus polyphemus (Atlantic horseshoe crab) is the source of this 4111-nucleotide messenger RNA. RefSeq names its product ets DNA-binding protein pokkuri-like. Gene Ontology annotation, molecular function: DNA-binding transcription factor activity, RNA polymerase II-specific; sequence-specific DNA binding. The record is from RefSeq and is a predicted model, not a curated record. Gene Ontology annotation, biological process: regulation of transcription by RNA polymerase II; cell differentiation. Gene Ontology annotation, cellular component: nucleus. The transcript is spliced from 5 exons. Bases 8 to 955 code for a protein of 315 amino acids. Lineage: Eukaryota; Metazoa; Arthropoda; Merostomata; Xiphosura; Limulidae.